GCGGGCACGGGGGCGGUGCAAGGCGUUCCGCCCCCCUCCGCCGCCCCCCCCCCCCCCUCCCGGUCCCGGUCCCGGUCCCCUCCGCUUCCUCCGGGAGCGCGGCCUCGGCCUCGGCGGCGGCAGCGGCCCCGGGUGCGGCAUGGAGCCGCUCGCAGAUUGAGGCCGAGGUGCUGAUCCGGGCGCCGUCGACCCCAGCUGCCGGGAGGAAUCCAUGAGCACACGGCCUUGGCUAUGGACAUCGUCCUGUCGGAUUUUGUUCGCUCAACGGGGGCAGAGCCGGGACUGGCCAGAGACCUGCUGGAAGGUAAAAACUGGGACCUGAGCGCAGCCCUGAGCGACUUCGAACAGCUACGGCAGGUGCACGCGGGGAACCUACCGCCCUCCUUCAACGAAGGACGCAGCUACAAACCCCCCGAGAAGGAGGCAGCCCGCGCGGGGCGACCGCCGCUGCAGCGGCAGGAUGACAUCGUGCAAGAAAAACGUCUGUCUCGAGGCAUUUCCCACGCCAGCUCUACCAUCGUCUCUCUGGCCCGUUCCCACGUCUCCAGCAACGGCAGCAGCGAGCACCUGCUGGAGAUGCCCAUUUCCACCUUCCAGUUGCCUGACCUCACGGUGUACACCGAGGAGUUCCGCAGCUUCAUCGAGCGAGACCUCAUCGAGCAGUCGAUGCUGGUGGCGCUGGAGCAGGCUGGUCGCCUGAACUGGUGGGCGAACGUGGACCCCAGCUGCCAGCGGCUGCUCCCCCUGGCCACCACGGGCGACGGGAACUGCCUGCUGCACGCCGCCUCCCUGGGUAUGUGGGGUUUCCACGAUAGAGAUCUCAUGCUUCGCAAAUCCCUUUAUACCUUAAUGGAUAAAGGUGUGGAAAGGGAAGCCCUGAAGCGGAGGUGGCGCUGGCAGCAAACGCAGCAGAACAAGGAGUCUGGUCUGGUUUACACCGAAGAGGAGUGGCAGAAGGAGUGGAACGAGCUGAUCAAGCUGGCCUCCAGCGAGCCCCGCGUGCACUACGGCACCAACGGAGGCAACUGCGGGGGUGUUGAAAGCUCCGAGGAACCUGUGUACGAGAGCCUGGAGGAGUUUCACGUCUUUGUCCUGGCCCACGUGCUGAAGAGACCCAUAGUAGUGGUGGCAGACACGAUGCUGCGGGACUCGGGGGGAGAAGCCUUUGCCCCUAUUCCCUUUGGAGGCAUCUAUCUUCCCCUGGAAGUUCCAGCCAACAAAUGCCAUCGCUCCCCUCUGGUUCUGGCGUACGACCAAGCCCAUUUCUCUGCCCUGGUAUCCAUGGAGCAGAAGGAACCCACGAAAGAUCAAGCUGUGAUCCCCCUGACAGACUCCGAGCAUAAGCUGCUUCCCGUGCACUUCGCCGUGGAUCCCGGGAAGGAUUGGCAGUGGGGGAAAGACGACAGUGACAACGUCAAGCUGGCCAGUGUGACGCUAUCGUUGGAAGCCAAGCUGCACUUGCUGCACAGCUACAUGAAUGUUAAAUGGAUCACGCUGCCUUGUGACACGCAGGCGCCUCUGGCCCAGCCAGAAUCCCCCACAGCCUCUGCAGGAGAUGACGCUCGAUCAGCUGCGGAGUCAGGGGAGUCCGACAAGGAGUCGGUCUGCAGCAGUUCGGCAAGCAACGGUGGCAGCAGGGGUUGCAAGGACAAAGAGAAACCAAAGAAAGACCGAGAAAAGGACAAGGAAAAGGAUAAAAAACGAGCAGACUCGGUUGCUAACAAGCUGGGCAGCUUUGGCAAGACUUUGGGAAGUAAGCUAAAAAAGAACAUGGGAGGGUUGAUGCACAGCAAAAGUAUGAAGGGAGGCGUGAGCAACGGGCAGGGAGAUACCUUGGAGAAGAAAAAGAAGGGAUCCUUGAAGUCGAGGAAAGGAAGCAAAGAGGAAUCUUCCCAAGGAGACUUGUCGGCUCCCGUGGAGAAAACCUGCCCGGGGAAAGCAGCCCCCGAGAAGCCGUCGGACCCCUACAAGUACAGCAACGACGUGAGGCUGAGCCUCAGCAUCCUCCGGGCUGCCAUGCAGGGAGAGCGCAAGUUCAUCUUCGCCGGCCACCUCAAGACCAGCAACAGGCUCCAGUACCAGGAGGAGAUGAUCCAGCAGUACCUGCUGGACGCCGAGGAGCGCUUUUUGGCCGAGCAGAAGCAAAAGGAGGCAGAGAAGAAGGCGCUGGCGAGCGCUGCCCCCGCCAAGAGGCUGGAGCCGGAGCUGAACGCCCACAAGGGCGAGGAGGCGAUGCUCAGCCCCGCGUACCCCCAGCCUCCUCCUGCUUACGCCAUCCAGACCCCGGAUUUGGCCCUCGGCGCGAAGAUGGCAGCUUUUCCCUCCAGCUACUCGGGCGUCUUCACCUUCCCCCGGCCCUCGGUGGCCAGCAGCACCGAAGGAUCUCACCCCCCCGGCUUCCCCGACGGCCGGCGCCAGGUCGCGGGGGGGCCCUGCAGCAGCCUCCCCCCUUACGCCACCCUCCCCAGGCACUGCGGCCAGCCCCGGCCGAGCCCCCACUCCUCCAGCCCAUCCCACGCCGGGCGAUUUUCCCCCACGGACACGGAUUCUCAGCCCGGUUUCCCAGCGGCGGAGCGUGAGGGACCUGGCGGUUCGGCCCCGCACAGCAACGGCUGCCGGGAGCACGCGGAGCAGGACGGCUCGCAGAAAGGAGCGGACAAAAGCAGGGGCCGGGCUCUUUAUAACGUCCAGCAGACCAAAUGCAAGCAGCCCAACUGCAGCUUCUACGGGCACCCAGAAACCGGCAACUUCUGCUCCUGCUGCUACAGGGAGGAGCUGAAGCGCAAGGAGCGGGAGGCUCUGGUGCACAGGUUCUGAGCGCUCUGUGCCCGCGCUGCUCUUCGGACCCGUGGCACGUGGGGGGCUGCAAUAACGCCCGGAGUUCCCCCCCUCCCCUCCCCACGCUCCUCUCCCUGUCCGUGGAAGGAGGGAGGCGGCGGGCGCCUGGCCGGGCUGAGGAGCGCGAUGCCCUCCUCCCCGCGGCCUCGCCACGAGCACGGGCGCCUUGGACGGGCUCUGGUUAGCCAGGGGGGGCUCGGGUUAGCCAGGGGGGGCUCGGGUUAGCCAGGGGGGCUCAGGUUA
Molecule: messenger RNA, 3081 nt
Organism: Anas platyrhynchos (mallard)
Lineage: Eukaryota; Metazoa; Chordata; Aves; Anseriformes; Anatidae
Gene: OTUD7B
Product: OTU deubiquitinase 7B
Biological process (GO): protein deubiquitination involved in ubiquitin-dependent protein catabolic process; protein K11-linked deubiquitination; protein K48-linked deubiquitination
Cellular component (GO): nucleus; cytoplasm
Molecular function (GO): K63-linked polyubiquitin modification-dependent protein binding; cysteine-type deubiquitinase activity; zinc ion binding
Source: RefSeq, a predicted model, not a curated record